Messenger RNA from Echinops telfairi (small Madagascar hedgehog), 3187 nucleotides. It is a transcript of the gene RAF1, whose product is annotated as Raf-1 proto-oncogene, serine/threonine kinase. The record is from RefSeq and is a predicted model, not a curated record. Gene Ontology annotation, cellular component: plasma membrane; mitochondrion; cytosol. Lineage: Eukaryota; Metazoa; Chordata; Mammalia; Afrosoricida; Tenrecidae. The coding region runs from base 342 to 2348 and encodes 668 amino acids. Gene Ontology annotation, biological process: protein phosphorylation; signal transduction. Gene Ontology annotation, molecular function: protein kinase activity; ATP binding. The transcript has 18 exons.
CCCGAGAGUCUCUUCAUCGCGGGCGCUGGGGCCGCCAUUUUAGAUGGAGGGAGUAAGACGAGAACGAGUGUGAGGCGGGAAGGCGUCUUGCGGUUCUCCUUGGGCCCCACAGCGGGCCAGUUGGCUUUGGGGUGUGGAGCUCGAGGCGCGAGUGGAACGAUGCGGUGGCUGCCCGGGACUCCGUCUCCCGGGCUGGGGACGCGUCGAAUGUGACCGCCUCCCGCUCCCUCACCCGCCGCGGGGAGGAGGAGCGGACUAGACGCCGCCGCCGCCGCCGCCGUUGGACAGGACACUGGGUCGGCCCGGCUCCCUCAGAUUUAAUUUUUGUUUAAGCUGCAUCAAUGGAGCACAUACAGGGGGCCUGGAAGACAAUCAGCAAUGGUUUUGGAUUAAAAGACGCCGUGUUUGAUGGCUCCAGCUGUAUCUCCCCUACCAUAGUUCAGCAGUUUGGCUAUCAGCGCCGGGCAUCAGAUGAUGGCAAACUCACAGAUUCUUCUAAGACAAGCAACACUAUCCGAGUUUUCUUGCCAAACAAGCAAAGAACAGUGGUCAAUGUGCGGAAUGGAAUGACCUUGCAUGACUGCCUUAUGAAAGCCCUUAAGGUGAGGGGCUUACAGCCAGAGUGCUGUGCAGUGUUCCGUCUUCUCCAUGAACACAAAGGUAAAAAGGCUCGUCUAGAUUGGACUACUGAUGCUGCCUCUUUGAUUGGAGAAGAACUUCAAGUAGAUUUCCUGGAUCAUGUUCCCCUCACAACUCACAAUUUUGCUCGGAAAACGUUCCUGAAGCUUGCCUUCUGUGAUAUCUGUCAGAAGUUUCUGCUAAAUGGGUUUCGAUGUCAGACUUGUGGCUACAAAUUUCACGAGCACUGUAGCACCAAAGUACCUACUAUGUGUGUGGACUGGAGUAAUAUAAGACAGCUCUUAUUGUUUCCAAAUUCCACUCUUAGUGAUAGUGGGGUCCCAGCACUACCUUCCUUGACCAUGCGUCGGAUGCGAGAAUCUGUUUCCAGGAUGCCUGUCAGUUCCCAGCACAGAUACUCUACACCCCACGCCUUCACAUUCAACACUUCCAGCUCCUCCUCUGAGGGUUCACUCUCCCAGAGGCAGCGGUCGACAUCCACACCCAAUGUCCACAUGGUCAGCACCACUCUGCCUGUGGACAGCAGGGUGAUAGAGAAUAACAGCCUGAAUGCUUCUCCCAGGGCGUGGUCCAGACGAUUUUGUUUGAGGGGAAGAGAUGCAAUUCGAAGCCACAGUGAAUCAGCCUCACCUUCAGCCUUGUCUAGCAGUCCCAACAACCUGAGCCCAACAGGCUGGUCCCAGCCCAAAACCCCUGUGCCGGCACAGAGAGAGCGGGCACCAGGAUCCGGGACCCAGGAGAAAAACAAAAUUAGACCUCGUGGACAGAGAGAUUCAAGCUAUUACUGGGAAAUAGAAGCCAGUGAAGUGAUGCUGUCCACCCGAAUUGGGUCAGGAUCAUUUGGGACUGUUUAUAAGGGCAAAUGGCAUGGAGAUGUUGCUGUAAAAAUCCUCAAGGUCGUUGACCCGACACCUGAGCAGUUCCAAGCCUUUAGGAAUGAGGUGGCUGUCCUGCGUAAAACACGGCACGUAAACAUCUUGCUUUUCAUGGGAUACAUGACAAAGGACAAUCUGGCAAUUGUGACCCAGUGGUGUGAAGGCAGCAGUCUUUACAAACACCUGCAUGUCCAGGAGACCAAGUUCCAGAUGUUCCAGUUGAUUGACAUUGCUCGGCAGACGGCUCAGGGAAUGGACUAUUUGCAUGCUAAGAACAUCAUCCACAGAGACAUGAAAUCCAACAAUAUAUUUCUCCAUGAAGGCCUAACAGUGAAAAUUGGAGACUUUGGUUUGGCAACAGUGAAGUCACGCUGGAGCGGUUCUCAGCAGGUUGAACAACCUACCGGCUCUGUCCUGUGGAUGGCCCCAGAGGUGAUCCGGAUGCAGGACAAUAACCCAUUCAGCUUCCAGUCUGAUGUCUACUCCUAUGGCAUUGUAUUGUAUGAACUGAUGACAGGGGAGCUUCCCUACUCACAUAUCAACAACCGGGAUCAGAUCAUCUUCAUGGUGGGCAGAGGGUAUGCUUCCCCAGAUCUUAGUAAAUUAUACAAGAACUGCCCGAAAGCAAUGAAAAGGCUUGUAGCUGACUGUGUGAAGAAAGUUAAGGAGGAAAGGCCUCUCUUCCCCCAGAUCCUGUCUUCCAUUGAGCUGCUCCAGCACUCUCUCCCAAAAAUCAAUCGGAGCGCUUCUGAGCCAUCUCUGCACCGGGCAGCCCACACUGAGGAUAUCAAUACCUGCACAUUGACCACAUCCCCUCGGCUGCCUGUCUUCUAGUUGGAUUUUGCCCCUGCACACCCCCGCCACCAGGGAAGGAAGGAAGUCAAGUCAGCAAGCACCAAUCUUCUCCUUUUUCUAUGGGGACAAAACUUGUUUUCAAAGAAGCUGCUGCUAAGGACCUCUAGACAAAUCACAGGGCCUUAACUUCAUGUUGCCUUCUUUUCUACCCUUUCUGGCCCUGGGAGAAGCCAUUCACCGUGCUGGUUUGUCCUGCUCCCUUCUCCCAUGCUCUGAGCCAGGCCUGCCCAGAUGCAAAAGUGGAUGCUGUUGGCAAUAUAUCAUCUGGGGCCCCCAGCUGUUGGCUAAAUGAGGGCGAGACCACCAGAGGGGGUGGGGGCAGGUGAAUGAAGGUAGCAGGCAAUCUAGCCCUGAUGUGAGGACACAUGAAUUUUGGAAAUAAGCUCCUAUGAGGAAUGCUUAACAGAGGAAGGACUUCUCCUCAAAGGGAUAGUGGCAAGGCACCAAACAAGUAGUUUUGCACAUAAUGCACCAAACAGACCAGGACUGUCGAGACUGAAGGAGCCUGCUGUGGUACGAUGGAACUUCAUUUUGGGGAAACGUCUUUUACCCAGCCUGAGUCUCCAGGUGAGGUGACUGACCUGCCCUCCUAGUCUCUGCCCUCUCAGGGAGCAGUCUUCCAGGAGCUGCCCCUAUGGGGUGGGGCACCAGAGCCAGCCUUGUCUCCAGUCAUGUGUGCAAGGAAGCCAAGAAUACAGGUUUUCUUGAUGAUUUGGGUUUUAAUUUUGUUUUUAUUGCGCCUGACAAAAUACAGUUACUAUAUACUAUGGUUCUUCAAUUAUGUUAUUUUAAUAAAAAUAAAUUAAAUUUAGGUUUAA